AUGGCGUCUCUUCUCGUUCCUGUCGGAAGCAUCUUCUCAAAGUCUUCCCUUGGCUUGUUGUUGGGCACCAUUGCCAUUUACUGGAUUCUUUGGAUUGUAUAUGCUCGAAAUUUUCACCCCCUCAGUAAAAUUCCGGGGCCAUGGCUUGCAUCAGUGAGUCGUCUGUGGUACAUGAUCCAGAUUGCUCGAGGCGAUAUGGAACACACCCAGAGACGUCUCCAUGCACAAUUCGGGCCACUCGUCAGGAUUGCUCCCAAUGAGAUCGCUUGCGCUUCCCCCGAUGCCAUCAAGAGCAUCUAUCGAACCCAAGGAGCUUUGGAUAAAACCGAUUUCUACACUGUCUGGAACAGUGAGAAUUUCAGCAAACAUCGAGACGCCUUCACAGUCACAAGUGACAAAGCACAUGGAGAAAGGAGGCGCAUUGUCAAUCAUUGUUACACUUUGUCGAACGUGUUGAAGUCGGAGGAAUACAUCGACCUGUGCUCUCAAUUAUUCCUCCAACGGCUGGGUGACUGCGCGAAGAGUGCCACGCCGAUGGACUUGGGCAAAUGGGUACAAAUGUACGCUUUCGAUGUGAUUGGUGAACUUUACUUUGGUCGAAUGUUCGGAUUCAUGGAACAUUGCCACGACCAUGAAUCUUGGAUCCAUUCGCUGGACUUGCUGAUGCCAUUCUUAUGCAUGACAGCCGUGGCUCCAACAUACAUCCGGCCGUUGAUCCUUGGUUCAGCCCUCGUGGUUCCAGGGUCUCUGAAGGCUUUGAAGGCCGUUGAAAAUAUCGGCAAGGCGUCCAGAAAUUGCGUGGCUAAACGAUUUGAGGAGACAUCCAAGAAUGAAGGGCCGCGCCGGACCGAUAUCCUGGAUCAACUGUUCGCAAUUCAACAGGAGAAAGGAGACAAGGUUGACUUCAAGCUCGGUGAUAUCGAGCAGGAAGCCUAUGUUGGUUUAUUUGCGGGUUCUGACACCACUGCCAUUGGUUUCCGCUCAAUCUUCUAUCACCUCAUGAAAAACCCGACCGUGUAUGCACAACUCAUGCAGGAAAUUGACACGGCCGCGGAAAAUGGACAGUUGAGCUCUCCUGUCAAGUAUUCGGAAGCAAUCAAGCUUCCGUUUCUGUGUGCCUGCAUCAAGGAAGCGCUGCGCGUGCAUCCGGGCGUGGCCUUGACCAUGGGUCGCAUUGUCCCUACCGAAGGUCUCGAGCUUUGCGGAGAAUACAUACCAGGAGGAUAUUGGGUUGGAAUGAAUGGGGCCGUUAUCCACUAUGACAAGACCAUCUUCGGAGCUGAUGCCGAUCAGUAUCGGCCGUCCCGAUGGUUCGAGGGGGAUGCGGCUAACAUGGACAAGUACAUGCUGCAUUUCGGGGCUGGAACGCGGACCUGCAUUGGAAAAAAUAUCUCGAUUACGGAGCUCCACAAGCUAGUGCCGUAUGUCCUGAGAUACUUCAAGCUCGAGAUGUGGGAAGCAGACAAGACAUGGACGACUAGGAACUUGUGGUUCAACAAGCAGGAGGGUCUCAUUGUGAGAGUGACAGCUCGCCCGGUGGCGGGCUAG
Rhinocladiella mackenziei CBS 650.93 is the source of this 1548-nucleotide messenger RNA. RefSeq lists its product as uncharacterized. The transcript has 3 exons. NCBI's taxonomy places the organism in Eukaryota, Fungi, Ascomycota, Eurotiomycetes, Chaetothyriales, Herpotrichiellaceae. The record is from RefSeq and is a predicted model, not a curated record. Bases 1 to 1548 code for a protein of 515 amino acids. Gene Ontology annotation, molecular function: monooxygenase activity; heme binding; iron ion binding.